AUGUCCGAGAAGAAAUCCCGCACCUCCGACACUCGUCCCAAGAGCAUGCGCAGCUGGAGCGCCGACAGCUACGUGUGGAGCCGCAAGAAGCGCUCGCGGGCCUCCCGGGAGAACGAGGGCCGGGUGUGUGGGGGUAGCGGCGGCGUUGGCGAGGACGGAGGCAUGGAGGGCUCGGAGGACCAGCAGGGGGCGCCAGGCGCUCACCCCCCGCCGCGCUCAGCCUCUUGCUCGCGCCGCCGUCGGGACCGGGACAGGAAGUGCAGCUGCUCGCUGCUUGCCGCCGACGCAGCCGUCGCCGCGGAGCUCAUGGAUGUGCCGUGCCGCAAGGCCCUGUCGCGGCGCUCACUGAGGCAGAAGUUCCAGGAUGCCAUGGGCCAGUGUCUGCCCCUAAGGACGCACCACCACCACCACCACUGCCACCACCACCAUCACCACCACCACGCUGCAGGAGCGAGGCCCCUCUCCGUGCUGUUGUGGUCCAAGAGGAAGAUCCACGUGUCGGAGCUCAUGGAGGACAAGUGCCCCUUCUCCCCAAAGUCCGAGCUGGCACAGUGUUGGCACCUCAUCAAGAAGCACGGCGCCCACGGAACACCCAUGAUUGGCGUAGGGGUGGCCGGCGCUGCCACCGCUACCGAUGACCACAACAAGGCCUCCUAUGGCCCCCCCUCAUCACCCCCCGCGCUGAUCUCCUGGGAGGAGGUGUCUUCGGGGGGGUCGAGGGGUGGGUGCUGCCCGUCCCAGCGCACCCACAGCCUGGACGAUUGGGACCCGUCCUGUCGUCAUGGCAGCAGCAACAGCGGCGGCACCACCGACACCGGCAGCAGUGGCCUUGGCCUUGGCCUUGGCCUGGACGAUGACCUCGACCUCGAGGACUGUUGUCCGGGUGACACGGACUACAUCCUGGUCCCGGACCUGCUGGCCAUCAACAACAGCGCGUGCUACUGGGGCGUACUCGACCGCUUCCAGGCGGAGGCGCUGCUGGAGGGCCAGCCCGAGGGGACCUUCCUGCUGCGCGACUCCGCCCAGGACGAGUUCCUGUUCUCCGUCAGCUUCCGCCGCUACAGCCGCUCGCUGCACGCGCGCAUCGAGCAGAACGGCAAGCGCUUCAGCUUCGACGGCCGCGACCCCUGCAUGUACCAGGACGCCAGCGUCACGGGCCUGCUGCGCCACUACGCCGACCCGGCCGCCUGCCUCUUCUUCGAGCCGCUGCUGUCGCGCCCGCUGCCGCGCACCUUCCCCUUCUCCCUGCAGCACCUGUGCCGCGCCGUGGUGUGCAGCUGCACCACCUACCAGGGCGUCGAGGCGCUGCCUUUACCCUGGGCACUGAGGGACUACCUGCGGCAAUACCACUUCAAGUGCAACGACGACGGGGCCUGCUCUGUCUGAAAGGAGGACAGCACUCUGUUAGUGGCAGCCCCUUAAGGCACGCCAUUGCACCAGUGGAACGUUGUAAUGGUCAC
Molecule: messenger RNA, 1460 nt
Organism: Engraulis encrasicolus (European anchovy)
Lineage: Eukaryota; Metazoa; Chordata; Actinopteri; Clupeiformes; Engraulidae
Gene: socs4
Product: suppressor of cytokine signaling 4
Exons: 2
Coding region: 1-1386 (461 amino acids)
Biological process (GO): phosphatidylinositol phosphate biosynthetic process; intracellular signal transduction
Cellular component (GO): phosphatidylinositol 3-kinase complex
Molecular function (GO): 1-phosphatidylinositol-3-kinase regulator activity
Source: RefSeq, a predicted model, not a curated record